UCGUUUCAGAAUGCUUCGCAGUUGGAGAGAGAGACCGCCUUAUUUUUUGUUCUAUAGCUACUGAAAGCGCGCGAAAUCGAUGUUAUGCUCUCUUCGGGACUCAUAUAAACGGCGGCGUUUGAGCGGAACCUUAUGCCCCGACUGGUUCCAAAAUUAGUAUCAGGUCGAGAUGGACAGUAUCAAGCCCUUGCCAGAGGCUCUUCGUAGUUCGGUCCGUUCAGGGGUUGUGUUGUUCGACUUAACGAGGGUUGUGGAGGAGCUCGUUUUCAACAGUCUUGAUGCCGGCGCAACGAAGGUAUCAGUCGCUGUGGGUCUAGGGACUUGCUAUGUGAAAGUAGUGGAUGAUGGAUCAGGUGUCUCUCGGGAUGGAUUAGUGUUACUUGGAGAAAGAUAUGCAACAUCAAAGCUACAUGAUUUGGCUAAUGUGGAUGCCACUAUUAAGAGCUUUGGCUUUCGGGGAGAAGCAUUGGCUUCGAUAGCUGAUGUCUCAUUGUUAGAAAUUGUAACAAAAGCUUGUGGGAGGCCGAAUGGAUAUCGCAAGGUCAUGAAGGGAGCCAAGUGCUUGUAUCUUGGACUUGAUGAUGAUAUGAAAGAUGUAGGCACCACAGUGGUUGUUCGUGAUUUGUUUUACAACCAACCUGUAAGGAGGAAGCAUAUGCAAUCCAGCCCCAAGAAGGUCUUGCACUUGAUAAAAAAAUGUGUUCUUCGGAUUGCCCUGGUGCAUUCAAAGGUCUUCUUCAAAGUUUUCGAUAUUGAAAGUGAGGAUGAUCUUCUCUAUACCCGUCCUUGUGCUUCUCCUUUGUCACUUUUGAUGAGUGGUUUUGGUCUUAAGGAUUCCAAAUUCCUUCAUGAACUGGAAUACAGUGAUGGCAUAUUAAAGCUGUCUGGCUAUGUUUCUGGUCCUUAUGGUUGCCAUGAUAUUAAGGCUUUCCAGUAUGUUUAUAUCAACUCACGGUUUGUAUGCAAAGGUCCCAUUCAUAAAUUGCUAAAUAACUUGGGUACAAGGACUGUGUGUUUGGAUCAAUGGAAAGCUAAUAGAGGGUCCCUAAAAGGAAAGAGAAGUACAGCCCAAGCAUUGCCGGCGUACAUGUUGAAUUUAUUAUGCCCUCAUUCCCUCUAUGAUUUAACUUUCGAACCAUCAAAAACAUUUGUUGAGUUUAAGGACUGGGCACCUGUGCUUUACUUUAUUGAGGAGGCCGUCCAAAAACUUUGGAGAGGAAGUACUUAUGGAGAACCCUUAAGUCAUGGAGCUGAUAUAUUCCAUAAGGAUAACAAGUGGAAUGAAGCUGACAAUAUCACAUCAGAAGAAGAAGAUAUUCGUAAUGCUUAUUGGGUGGAGAACUCUGAAUUCACAUUGAAGAAGUGUGGCGUGCAGAAUCAUCAGACUUCUCUCUACAUUCCUUCCUCUCCUUUGGAAAUGCAAAUUAAGGACAAAAACUGGUCUUUAAGUGAAAAUCAUGAUAAACUUCACAUUUGGCAGUAUCACAAGUAUGCUGAGUUGGAGCAGCAAACUGAUAUGGAAUUUGUUGAUCAGAUUGACUAUUCUUUUCAAUUAUGUGGCGAUUCCCUUGCAGAAUGCGCUGCUGCUGUGGUCCCAAAAAGUGAGAAUCAUCUGUUGACAUCGGAUGAUGAUCUUUUUUUGAAUAAUAGUUAUUUUAUGAAAAAUCGAUAUGCUGCUUCUAAAAAAUUCAAGAAAUAUGGGGAUGGUGAUCUUUUCAUGUCAAGAAUGCAGAAUGAGUUCCGUAACGCUGAUCCAAGUUUGAUAAGAGAAACUGAGGCGUGUGCAUCUCCUUACGAGUCUGGCGAAUUUAUCAAAAAAAACACAGAUAAUUACAAAAUGCCAUUCAUGCAAAGUUGUACCUCACUUGGAAACCUGCUACAUGAUAAGGUUUUAUUUGCAAAUGUAGGUGGCUUUAAGAAUUCAAUUGAUGGCUUCAGGACCAAAAGAAAACGGGUUUGCUCUGAUGAUGCUCUCAAUAUCCUAGAAGUAGAUUCCAUUGACCAGAGUUAUGAUUUUUUCCCGAGGAGUCCGUGGUUGGAUGAGGCUUCAACUGCUAUGCAGCUUCCCCAGCUCAAGAUAGAUGAUGACUAUUCUGGAGAUGUUGAUCUUCUGUCACGAGCUUCUGUAAAGUCACUCCCUUCUUAUAUAAAGCCAUUUUCGAAUGUGAGAGGCCUUGCAGCUAAUGUGGUUGCUCAAACAGGAAGCUCUAGCUCACGUCAUCAGUUUGCAGAUUCUGGAUGGCAUUCAGUAAGCUCGGACAUAUUUCAACCCAUGCCAUUGGAUUUUGGACAAUAUGCCAACAAAAGUGCACUUAAAAUAAGUGGUAGAUCAGGGGAGGAAGAUAAUUGUUGGAAUUAUACUGAUUUUGAACAAAUAGGCUGCCAGUUCGAUUGUGAAGCCAUUUUGAAGAGUUCCACAAUGGAGAACUGCAGCUCAAUUUCUAGAGGCACUGGGUUAGAUUUUGAUAAUACCCACUUUCGAAAGGAUCUAUGUGAUAAAUUUUCUCCUCCGCAUUCAGAUUUAUCACUUGAUGAGACCUCGUUAUGCUUAAAUACUUGUCCUAGAGAUUACGCACGCAUCGAGAAGUAUGGAACCCAAAGAAUGGGAUUUAAAUAUGAAGAUCUUACAACAGGUCAUUUUCCUAAAAAACGAGCAAGAAGAAGCCAUUCUGCUCCGCCAUUUUGUAGAAAUAAGAAAAAGGUUAUUUCCUUAAAUCAGUACACAAGGAUGAAAGAACCCAAUGCUCACACCUUUUGUGAUUUGCAUACUUCAGCUGUAAUUUUUGCAGAAGCUAACGAAGUGAAGGAUCUCCGACAAUCUUUGGGUGUGCUGCAUUCAUCUUCAAAGCUGAAUUCUGUGGAGGAUUUAGAGUUUGGCACCAGGCAAGAUGAUAGGAACAUACAAGAUGUUAUGCUAGAGACAAAUGGGCUCCGGGAUGAUGAGAAGUUUGAGAACUCACAUUGUACUUGUGCUAAUGAUGUUGGUCUUUUUGAAGAUUUUAUUCCAAAGGAAACCGAGGAAUCAUUACAUUAUGCGGUCAAAUGGCGCACUAGACCACAAACUACGAACAACGGUAGGCCAAAUCAUAUUCAUGAUCAAAAUAAAAUACUUGAAAUUUCCUCAGGGUUCUUCCAUCUUUCUGGUGAUUUGUUAUUUCCUAAAUCUAUCAACAAGAACUGCCUUGCGGGUGCCAGAGUUCUCCACCAGGUGGAUAAGAAGUUCAUCUCCAUUGUAGCUGGUGGAACUCUUGCUGUUAUUGAUCAGCAUGCUGCGGAUGAAAGGAUUCGACUGGAGGAACUUCGUCGCAAGGUGCUAUCUGGGGAAGGAAAAGCAGUUACCUUUCUGGAUACUGAACAAGAGUUGGUCCUCCCUGAAAUUGGCUAUCAGUUACUGCACAAUUAUGCUGAUCUGAUCAAAGAUUGGGGUUGGUUCUGCAGCAUCCACUCUCAAGGUUCAAGGUCCUUCAAAAAGAAUUUGAAUGUUCUUCACCAGCAGCCGACUCUUAUCACACUUCUGGCGGUGCCCUGCAUUUUAGGUGUCAAUCUAACUCACAUGGAUCUGCAGGAAUUUCUAGAGCAGCUUGGUGAUACUGAUGGAGCAUCAACAAUUCCACCAUCUGUCAUUCGAGUGCUUAAUUUUAAAGCUUGCAGAGGUGCAAUUAUGUUUGGGGAUUCCUUGCUGCCUUCAGAAUGUUCCCUCAUUGUUGAAGAGCUAAAGCAGACCUCUCUCUGUUUCCAAUGUGCUCAUGGACGACCAACCACUGCCCCUCUUGUCAACAUGGAGGCAUUUCAGAAGCAGAUAACUAAGCUUGGGGCAUUAGAGGGCGACUCAAACAAGCCAUGGCAUGGUUUGUGUAGACAGGAAGUUAGUCUUGAACGUUCUGCCCAGCGAUUAACAGAAGCUAGAGGCUUUUAAUAAAUAUUAGUAACGUGGAAGCGCUGCAUAAGUCUAAAUGUCUGGUUCAAUGAGAUGGUCAUCCCUAAACCCUAAACCCCAUAGAUCAAUACUGGAGGCGGGGCAGCAAUUCUCAUGUCUCUGCAGCUUUGCCUUUGAACAUAAGAGACUUAUUACAGUACGAAUGUCGAUCCUUUUUAAACAUCAUCAGUUUAUGUACCAUAAUUUGGGUCAA
Molecule: messenger RNA, 4130 nt
Organism: Tripterygium wilfordii
Lineage: Eukaryota; Viridiplantae; Streptophyta; Magnoliopsida; Celastrales; Celastraceae
Product: DNA mismatch repair protein MLH3
Exons: 26
Coding region: 170-3916 (1248 amino acids)
Biological process (GO): mismatch repair
Cellular component (GO): mismatch repair complex
Molecular function (GO): ATP-dependent DNA damage sensor activity; ATP hydrolysis activity; ATP binding
Source: RefSeq, a predicted model, not a curated record